AUGGAGGACGAGGAAGGAUACAAGGCAUUGAACCUGCGGCCCAAGCGGGAUGGCUCUGGUGGCCCGUCCCCAGCCGGGAACCAAGGUUCCUGUCAGUGUCCUGGCUGGCUUCAGGUCGCUCUAGGGGCUGGGAAUCUCAUCCUGGCAGUGGCUGUGAUAUUGCUGGCAGUGUGUGUUUCCCACUUGGUGUCUGAGAAGGGACCGACCCCGGCAGUCCCUGGGACCGACGGAGCUGGGAGCGCAGACCCCAGCACAGCAGAAUGCAGCGCCCGCCUGGAGCGUUUCCGAUCCCAGCUGAGCCAACGUCUGUGCCACCCGGCCCCGCCCGGCCCAGCAGGGGGCUCUGGGUGCAAACUCUGCCCCACGGACUGGCAGCUGCGCGGGGACAAGUGCUACUGGGUCUCCAGAGGACGUAAAACGUGGAGCGAAAGCCGAGCCGACUGCUCAGCGAGGGACUCCCAACUGCUGGUGAUCCAGGACCCUGAGGAGCUGGAGUUCAUAAAGGACCUGACAAAACAUUCACAUCUGUUCUGGAUCGGACUGUCCAUCUCUUCCUCGGAGAAGGCCUGGAUCUGGGUAGACGGUUCCCGGCUGGAUCAGAGCCUGUUCCAGGCACCAGGCCCGGCUGAGAACAGCUGUGGGGCAGUGUGGGGGAAAUGGAUUCAUUCUGACGCCUGCAGCUCUGGACUUCAUUGGAUUUGCCGGAGAGACGCCGUCCCGCUCUGAGCGGGGCAUCCAGGGCUCUUUACUAAUGGGAAGGAGCCUUUCAUCACUAAACCAUCGUGAAUGAUCCU
Messenger RNA from Terrapene triunguis (Three-toed box turtle), 794 nucleotides. RefSeq names its product killer cell lectin-like receptor subfamily B member 1. The transcript is spliced from 6 exons. The record is from RefSeq and is a predicted model, not a curated record. Bases 1 to 726 code for a protein of 241 amino acids. NCBI's taxonomy places the organism in Eukaryota, Metazoa, Chordata, Testudines, Emydidae.